Molecule: messenger RNA, 1577 nt
Organism: Brachypodium distachyon (stiff brome)
Lineage: Eukaryota; Viridiplantae; Streptophyta; Magnoliopsida; Poales; Poaceae
Exons: 3
Coding region: 85-1224 (379 amino acids)
Cellular component (GO): intracellular membrane-bounded organelle
Source: RefSeq, a predicted model, not a curated record
AGUCUAACCAGACCAAGACCAUCAUCCUUCCGUUGAUUCCUUCCCCCUCCUCCCCUGCGCCUGAGAGCCCCCGAUCUCGAUCCCAUGGCGGCGGCCGCGCUCUCCUCGUCGCGGCGAUCCCUCCACACCCUCCAUCGCCACCUCCUCCUCCGCCCAUGCCCCGCCCCCGCCGCCGCCCUCCGCGCUCCUUCCGCUCCCGCCCCCCGCCACUUCCCCUCCCCUUCCGCGGCCUCCCGCUUCUUCACCACCGCGCACCCCGAGGCCAGGCUACCGCGGCACAACCUCCUGGCACCGCAGCAGCAGAGUACGGCCCUGCGGCGGCUCGUGGGCGGGUUCAGGUCGUUCUCGAGCGGCCGCUCGAAGCAGGCGCCGCUGGGGCAGGGGGUGAAGGGGCUCGGCCGGCCGGUGGAGGCGGCCAAGAGCGCCGCGUCGCGGUACCGGGAGGCCGUGGGCCUGCAGGUAGAGGCCUUCUGGCGCCGCAACUACAUGCUGCUCGUCGGCGCCGGCGGCGUCGUCGUCUGCAUCGCGCUGUGGCGGGUCAUGUUCGGCAUCGCCAGCACCUUCGUCGGGCUCUCCGAGGGCAUGGCCAAGUACGGCUUCCUCGCGCUUGCAACCGCCAUGGUCGCGUUCGCUGGUAUGUACGCACGUGCAAGGUUCUCCAUAAAUCCUGACAAGGUUUACAGGAUUGCGAUGACAAAGCUCAAUACAUCUGCUGCAAUCCUUGAAGUCAUGGGUGCGCCCUUAACUGGUACUGACGUCAGAGCAUAUGUUAUGUCUGGUGGGGGUCCUAAACUAAAGGACUUCAAAUUUAAAGUUGGUGGCAAACGGUGCUUUCUUAUUUUCCCCAUCAAAGGAUCAGAACGAAAGGGUCUUGUAAGUGUUGAAGUCAAGAAGAAAAAGGGAGAGUAUGACAUGAAGCUGCUUGCUGUUGACAUACCGAUGGCGACAGGGCCUGAUCAGCGGUUAUUCCUGGUCGGUGACGAGCAGGAGUACAAGGUGGGUGGGGGCUUGAUAUCUGAGCUGCGAGAUCCCAUAGUAAAGGCUAUGGCUGCAGAAAAGGAGUUUGAUUACCUAGAUGAAAGAGAGGACGAAGAGGAUGAGCGCAGGGAGCGAGAGGAGGCUGAGGAAGAGGCGGCCGAAGCUUUGAGGCGAGAGGAGGACAGACUACGUGAGGAGGCCAAAGAGAGGCACCGGCGAGAAGCCGAGCUGGAGAAAGCCAGUUGACACAACAAUUAACUACACACCUUUGUUCUUGUUGUGCGUUUUUCUCGCUCUCUCUGCCCCCCUUUCACUUUACAAUGUAGCAAUCAGCGUUUUUCACGGCGACAAAGAUUGCAACUGAGUUUCGGAGAGGCGAUUUCGCCUUCACCCCGUUCACAGCGUGUCGAUAGAGUAAUAAUUUCGGCUGCUCCUCAACGGAUUACUUGGGAGUGCAUUGUAAUUUAGCGGCUGUUUGAUGGAAUGAUGGCCAGCCUUCUUUCUGCUGACGACCACUGUUGUGCUUUCAGAUGCCUUGAGCCAAUGUGUUACGCAACUAUGCUCCUCGCCACAUUUUGUAUUCUUGGUUAGUUUGGUCU